GUGGUAGGUGAAGGUUAUGCUGUGUCGCGCUCUGAUCGCUCAGCCUGGAAUCUCCCGCAAACGCCUUGCCGUGCUUGUUGAUGUAAGCUUCGACGGAAAUUGUUGGGCGUCAGAUGAAGAAAAAGCGAUGACUGAUGCUAUAGAUAUUCAUAGAGAACAGUGUUAACUUUUGAGAGAUAUUGAUAAAACACGGUUAAAAUACUGAAAGAAAAAAUAUUUAUCAACAAUGAAGUGGUUAUUAUUAACAGCGUUCACUCUAGUGAUGUUCCUUCCUUCGGGAGAGACUGCUUGCUACUUCCCAGUGGAGUACCAGGGGGUGUUCGAGACGCAGUCCGCAACCACGGACGCUAAGCUUCACAAAUAUUCCUCCAUCACGAUUCUGCCAGACGCGAUCCCUGGUUGGGGCGUGUGUAAGAGCAGACACGGCUUGUCCGUAGUGCUGCACGACCGGACUACUGGCCGUGACUGCUUCAGAUGCUUUCAUGUCUUGCUACGGUCCCCCAACGUCAUUCAGGUCUACACAGAACCGUCGAGCCAGUGCUACCAGAACGAAGUGUCAGCGCGAGCCUCGUGCCCGUCUGAGCUCGACAUCUCGACGCAGCGCGUGAACGAGAUCAUGCUUUACAAAAACAAGACCUUCACUUUCGAAGGCACAAUCGAGCGUGUGUUCUGCCCUAUCAACGGCGCUUACGACUUCACGUACGACGUCAACGACGGACUGGAAACGGUCAAUGAAUGUCCACAGUCUACGUCAGCGCUCCAAAACUGUCCUCGGGGCUCCGAACUCAGCCUCAACUUCCAGCGGUGCACAUUUUCGGACGUGCAAAUGAGCUUGCGGUGCCUGGGCGACUGGCCGGGGCGGGACGGCGCGCGCUACCUCGCGCUGCUCGACACCUCGCCUCAGAGCCCGGACCAGCCCAGAUACAGAUGCGCUAUGUACAUCGAGGACGAAACAACGGGAGUGAUCAACCUAAGUUUCAGCGUUGACGCGACCUGCAACAACCAACUGAAGUCGCCGUAUCAAGGAUACGAGACGAUGGUGCUCACCCCGCGCGCUGUCGUCCAACCCCCCAACGAAGUCAAGAGUCACGCUUGCGUCUUCCCUGACUGGGCGCGUGGCAAGUGGCAAAAUCUAGAGAUUCUGCGUCACGACGUGCGGCUCAAAGACAAGACCUCAGACCGAGUCUUCCAGAUGGAGUGUCUCUCUCAGCACGCGCCACACGGGGAGCGAUAUGCCGUCUUCGCCAGGGAUCAGUGCGGCCGGGAAGAGUUCACCUGCAUUUGGAUUAAGAAGAGAGCUGUUAAUGUCAUCGAAUUCCAAAUGUCAAACUACCCGAGCGAUCACUACAACCAGUCGCAGGUGUGUGCCGACGCCAUGUUUGUCGGCCAGCAUUGGAGCACUGAAGGACGCGUCGGUGAGCACGAGGUUCCCUCGUGUCCUAUACAAGGCGAGCACAGCGGCGUCCUGCCCGACGCUACAGAUCUCUGCGCCAAGCUCGUCUCAGACUGCAGCUCCCCACAGCGCAUGCAUUACACAGUCGCGUCUUGCUCCAAUUCUUCGGAGGUUUAUGAAGAAUCAUCGAAAAUGUCGGCAUUUUAUGCAUCCAAACCCCGGUUGCGUCGUGAAGUUUACAGGAUCAGAGACAUAGGAAAACUCUUGCGUCGACAUCACUCUCAUCAACCGACGACAGUUUCAAGUGGACCAAGAAACAGUGACACUUCAUCCCAGUCUCAGAACGGUGACCCAGCAUUGCUAUUUGAUUCUAUCCAUACUCUAACCGCCCGUGAUCUGCUACAGAACAGUACCGUCUUCAUAUCUGCAGGAGACCUUUCACGGGCAGCUCGACUUCCCGACCAUUCUUUGCUGGCACUCAAAUUACAAGAUGAUACAGUUGAGAUUCCGACUACAGCAUCGCAAAAAGAAUCGCUAGGCACGAGUUAUCGUCAAUUGGUGCACGGGCCCGGAUUUGCAUACCUGGGUGGUUUCCAAGUUAAUUUAACAGACACAACAACCGCGCGACCAACUACAGAGACCGAGUCAUUCGUGUACCCUGGAGGAUUUGUACGGUUAACUGAGGUCUCCUCUACUACAAGACGACCGUUGCCGCAUGAAAGUCCUUUCUACCGCGUCAUUCCUUCCAUCAAUCAACGAGAAUCUGAACAAAUCCGGGAAGUUUUCGAUGGUCUAAUGGAAGAUCGUGAGUACCGCUGUCUGGGGCGGUGGUCUGAGGGAGGUGUUACUUACACCUACACCCACCGCAUCGACGUUGACACUUACGAGUGUUUUGCAGGAGUCGUUGUUAACACCAAAGAAAUUUUUAUUAUCGAGGCUGGCACGAGUUGCUUACGAGGCUUGCAACCUCUCGCACACGGCAUGAAGCUCGUGCAAAGAGCAACGUGUAGUGACCUACGAGAGCGAGCCGCCGCCACGUCCACGACGACCACCUCACCCGCCACCGCCACCGCCAGCCCCAACGCCCCGGACAACCGAGAGGCUGAAAUGCAUCCGUGGUGGCGGGACGCAGCUCGCAAUCCCUGGCAAAAGAAUCCGCGGAUUACAACCGGCCGACCUUACGCGGUAGAUCAAAGACCGCACCUGAGUUCGGGUCAAUCGUUUGUACUGCACUGGUGGUUGUGGUUACCGACGUUGAUGAUACUAGCGUUCAGCACUUCAUAGUCCCAAAAAUGUCGCGUUGUUACUAGAGUACCUUAUCUGUGCAUUAUUGUUAGGGCAGUAACAUUGUAUGAAAAUGACUGUCAAUUGUGUUCUGUAUUUAAAUUUGUACCAAUUCAUUUAUGGUAUUGCAUUGAUGUACUAGUGUUUAUUAUUGAAUUUGGCGUGUGUGGUAAAUUUUUCUUGCACGGUCGUAACUUUGUUGCAAUGGGAUUGUUCCUAUAAAAUUAAAGCGUAUGCCGCCCUAUGCGUUAAUAAAGAAACUGCUAACCGUGAACGACUAAAUUAUGGCUUUCGUCUUAUAGAUUAUCUCUGUGGAACCUUCUGCCGUCCAGAAAGACCAGAAAGUUGUGCCUUCUUAAGAACGACAGAAGUGGCUGUAAUAAUCAAAGUUAUAUUUGUAUACAUUUUUCUCGUAAUAAUCAAUAUAAAUUCUUAAUUUUUACUCGCGAUCUAGAAAAAAAUUUUUUACAUAGAAAAAAGUAAGAUUUUCCUAGCAUCUCGCUAAAAAUCAUUAGAGUUUCAGUCAAUAUUUUCAGGGUAUCCAUCUUUGGGGUCAAUAUUUUUGGGAUGGCACGCAAGUUCCUGUCCGUGGUUCGUUCCUAAUUAUCUAUUAAUUUAGAUUAUACGGUGUCGUUGAGUGGCUAAUUUCUCGAAAAGAAACACGACUAUCGUAUAUUACGACGCAUUAAGCUUCUGCUUAAACCAAAUAUCUAAAAAGAUAGGUUGAAUUUGCUUAUUGUUUUCCAACGUCGUGUUUAUUUCUCAUGAAUUCUCUCCUUGAUGUACACGAUAGUUUCCUGCGCACUCAUCUCAUAGAUGAACUGGUCAUAUUGUUAGCAUAUCAUCUGUUAGCCUAUAAUUUUAGUGGUUUUCGAGGUAUAAUUUUUCAUCAUCGGUUCACCUAUGUGCGGUAGAAAAUUAUCUACGAUAGAAAUUUUAACGUAACGAGAUUUCUAUCUUUGAAUAUAAUCGUUUGUUCAUCGCAGUUUACUUUAUUGAUUGAGUUGGAUUUUUCGAAAAAAAAUUAAAGCGCUUCAUACGCCUCCUGUUCUAGUCAUGCCACUUUUACCAGAAGUAUUGCGCUUCUUUUGGUUACAUGUAUUUUUUUCCUCUUGUAUUCAUGAUGAAUUAAGCACGUCUCUUGGUUGUAAUAUUAGGUCACAUGCACAUGUAGCGUCUCUACAAUAAGUAUUGGCAAUUAUUAACUUAAAUUUCCCACCUUAAUUAAUGGCAUCAGUGUAAUGGUAAUUCAAUCUAGUUAGGUCACUAAGAAAUCUACCUCCUUACAAUUUUGUUUCGUCUAAUGCAGUGCUUAUUGUAAUAACGAGAAGUUCAUGAACUUCAAUUUUAAGGUUUAGCGUAUUUAAUUUAAUUCCAUAAUUUUUCUAUUUUGGAAUAUCCUAAUAUUUAGCAGGUUUUCAGGGUAUUCAAAAAGUCCCAACGAAUAGAUUUUUUUAUUGUCAUCCACUAUAUGGCUGCUGUGGGAUCAACGGCGGCGAUAGUCACGCUCAAUUCCUGUCUAUUCUAUCCGAUAAUUGUUGACAAUAUUUAACUGUAUUAUACAUGCACUGUACAUAAAAUUAUAGUACGUUAAUCUGUGAUUUCUCUUGUUAUAUGUCUAUUUGUUGUAGAUAAAUUUGUUAUUAAAUAAGACUUGAAAUCAAAA
This is a messenger RNA of Hyalella azteca, 4343 nucleotides long. RefSeq lists its product as uncharacterized. The coding region runs from base 227 to 2677 and encodes 816 amino acids. Lineage: Eukaryota; Metazoa; Arthropoda; Malacostraca; Amphipoda; Hyalellidae. The transcript is spliced from 15 exons. The record is from RefSeq and is a predicted model, not a curated record.